Messenger RNA from Callorhinchus milii (elephant shark), 5676 nucleotides. Its product is annotated as neuropilin-2. Gene Ontology annotation, molecular function: semaphorin receptor activity; vascular endothelial growth factor receptor activity. Gene Ontology annotation, cellular component: membrane. Lineage: Eukaryota; Metazoa; Chordata; Chondrichthyes; Chimaeriformes; Callorhinchidae. Bases 299 to 3049 code for a protein of 916 amino acids. The record is from RefSeq and is a predicted model, not a curated record. Gene Ontology annotation, biological process: angiogenesis; axon guidance; vascular endothelial growth factor signaling pathway. The transcript has 16 exons.
GAGGUAAAAAAAAACAACCCAAGAAGCCGAACGCGAGAGGGAGUGAGCGAGAGACCAGAGAGCGGAGACACUGACUUCAUUCACCUCUCUCCAAAGUGAGGUGCGGAGGCGCACGGAAUAUAACGGAUCCGGGACUGUUAAUAGCUCGGGAGGAGAUUUACAAUCAUAUAUAUAACACACACACACACACGUACACACACACACACACACACACGUACACACAAGAGCCGAAAGAAAACAGCCGAUCGGAGAAGAAGUGGGAAAAAAAAGGGGUGGAAAUCAAAGGUGAUCAGUAAACAUGAAGCGGAUCUCUGCGCUCUGGACGGUGUCGCUUUGGCUUUUGAAACUUGUCUCAGGAGAGAACGAGGAACCAUGCGGGGAGCAUUUAAAUGCCAAAGAGGCCGGUUACAUCACGUCGCCCGGAUACCCGCAGGAUUACAGCCCACACCAGCGGUGCGAGUGGGUCAUCUACGCUCCCGAGCCCAACCAGAGGAUCUUAUUGAACUUCAACCCGCACUUUGAGCUAGAAAAAUAUGACUGCAGGUAUGACUUCAUUGAAAUCCGGGACGGAGAAAGGACGAGCGCAGACCUGCUGGGCAAACACUGCGGCAACAUUGCCCCAUCUUCCAUCAUCUCCUCGGGCCCCAUGCUUUACAUCAAGUUUGUGUCUGACUACGCUCACCAGGGGGCGGGCUUCUCCCUGCGGUAUGAGAUUUUCCGCACAGGGUCUGAAGAUUGCUCCAUGAACUUCACUGGCUCAUUUGGUACCAUCAAGUCGCCAGGGUUUCCUGACAAAUACCCUCACAAUCUGGACUGCACCUACAUCAUUAUGGCACCGCCAAGGUCAGAGGUGACCCUCAAGAUCCUGACCUUUGACCUGGAGUAUGACCCACUACAGAUAGGACCAACAGACUGCAGAUAUGACCGUCUGGAGGUCUGGGAUGGCCUCCCUCAGGUUGGCCCUCUGAUUGGACGAUAUUGUGGCGUGACGAUCUUGCCUGUCAUCCGCUCCGGCACGGGAAUCCUGUCGCUCAUUUUCCACACGGACAUGGCGGUCGCUAAAGAUGGCUUCUCUGCCCAGUACAACAUCGCACAGAAAGAAGCAACAGAGUCCUAUCAGUGCAAUGCUCCACUGGGAAUGGAGUCCCGGGAGAUCAGCAAUAUGCAGAUCACUGCCUCAUCCUCGUAUACCCUGGGAAACUGGGAACCACACCAGGCACGGCUUAACUAUCCAACCAACGGCUGGACACCCAACGACGACAAUUCCAGGGAAUGGAUUCAGGUGGAUUUGGGAUUUUUGAAGACUCUGACCGGUAUUGCCACUCAGGGUGCCGUUUCAGUGGACACCGCUAAAAUAUACUACAUCAAAACCUACAGGCUGGAAGUGAGCACCAACGGCGAGGACUGGAUGACCUAUCGACAAGGGAAGAAUCACAAGAUAUUUUCAGCCAACUCGGAUGGCAACGAGGUGGUCCUCAACACACUGACUCCCCCCGUUCUGGGUCGCUUUGUUCGGAUCAAGCCUCAGGAAUGGUACAAUGGAAUAUCAUUGAGAUUUGAAGUUUACGGCUGUCAAAUAACAGAAGGACCUUGCUCUGACACACUUGGAAUGCUCUCGGGCCUCAUCUCCGAUUCCCAGAUCACUGCCUCCUCCACAAGGGACUUCCACUGGACACCAGGCAGCGCCCGACUUGUUGCCAGCCGCUCGGGCUGGUAUCCCAGAACACCUAACCCUCCGCCUGGCACGGAGUGGCUCCAGGUGGAUUUGCUGAUUCCAAAGCGUGUCCGGGCGAUCAUUAUCCAGGGGGCACGGGGACUGUCCGUGGGUGAUGGUGGCACAGGAACAGAAAACAAGGCCUUUGUGCGGAGGUUUAAGUUGGCUCACAGCAUGAAUGGGAUGAACUGGACGUUCAUUAAGGAAUCUGGAGCAGUGAGGCACAAGCUGUUUGAAGGGAACAUGAACUAUGACACUCCAGAGAUCCGUAGGUUUGAUCCUGUGCCAGCCCGAUACGUCCGUGUUUACCCAGAGAGAUGGUCUCCUGCUGGAAUAGGAAUGCGUAUGGAGCUGCUGGGCUGCGAUUUCAUUGAGCCCACCACUUCUGCAGCAACUUUAUUGCCCACCAGGUCAAACGGAGAAAAUGUCACAGAAGCUCCUUGUGUUGAUGAGAAUGACCCAGCCUGCAUAGACCGCCCUGAUAUUCCUGACAUCAACUCCAGCAUCGAGGGUUUCAACUGCAGUUUCAGGGACGUGGGGGACAAUGAGCUUUGUGGGUGGUCCCAUGACCCAACAGUCGAGUCUAAAUGGCGAUCACACUCCGAGAGCCCUGGGAGCACAGGACAAGGCCAGGAACAUGUCACAGAUAAAUGGAAUUACUUGCACAUCGAAGGCAAUGACAGGGGCAAUGGAGAGCACGCCAGGCUGCUCAGCCCCAUCAUACCACCAAUGAACAGCCAUCGCUGCAUGGUCUUCUUGUAUCUCAUGGAAGGCCCCAAUGUUGGGAAUCUUCAGGUGCUGCUGAAGAAGAAAUCAGACGAUGUGAUGCUCUGGUCACUGAGGGGAAAUCAGGGGGAUAAGUGGAAGGAAGGAAAGAUCAUCCUUCCGGGAUACAGCAUUGACUAUCAGGUUAUCAUCGAAGGCAUCAUUGGAAGUGGUGUUAAUGGAGAAAUUGCGAUCGAUGACGUUGCCAUAGUAACACACCUAUCUCUGGACCAAUGCAUCCAACCCAUCUCUGCUUUUCCUGGCAUCGGCCCUCAAAAUCCACCACCAGGGUCACGCCCUGCAGGGAGCGAACCCACAGUGGAGUCUGUGUCAGUGCAGCCCAUCCCCACCUACUGGUAUUACAUAAUGGCGGGAGGAGGCGCUCUGGUAGUGCUGCUCUCCAUCUCUCUGGGCAUGGUUCUUUACCGCCAGCACUACCGCUACGCAGCCAAGAAGAGCGUUCACUCGGCUAAUUUCAAAAACGUCCACUUUCCUAACGGCUACGUCACCGGAGUCGAACCAGCUCUGACAAUAAAACUCGAAAAGGACGAUUACAGCUCAAACUGUUGAAAACCCCGUGGCUAGGAAAGACCGAACAGAAUAUAUAUAUAUAAAAACCUAUAUAUAUAUACAUAUAUAUAUGUACCUCCUUUUGCUGCCUCUUAAUUGCACUUCUCCACCACAGUCGCCAUUGGAAACCGCUCGUUUUUUACACAUAUAUAAAAAGCAAGAGUACUCAACACAGUAACUAUGGAUUACAUGACAAAAUGAAGAAAAAAAAGGGAGAUCACACGUAGCGUGUAUUUUUCUCCUCUUCUGAGAACAAGCUGAUUGCGCAAGACUUUCCUACCGGGUUGAAACCGGGCAACCUGGAAGAUGGAAGGGAGAGAAGAGGGAGUGAGGAGAAGAGUCCUUGGGAAACUUGUAAGGUUGAUGUACAUGACCAGUUUUUUUUUGCAGAUUCCCAGAGGGAUAAAACAACAGGUGUAGUUCAAAAGUACAUAUUUUUUUGAAGUAAAGAAAUCCCCACAUGGGCGCAUAUAAAUUAAACCAAUAAAUUUUGUGCGUCUAAAGGUCUUUCUCACCCCCCCCCCCGCCCCUGCCCAUAAGCCUUUCAGAUGCAUGGGUGACACCUAGAAUUUUAAUUUGAUUCCGGACAAGCAGAACUGCUGGCUUGUUUUAUUUUAGUGCACACUGCUUCUGCUGCACCUCUCUAAUCGUUGCUUACUCUAGUGUUAAAUUUGCUCAAGUCUUCACCUGCAGCAAAAGAUUGUUCAACCGCAAAGGGGCAUUGCCCUUGAAAGUUCCCUCCCCAUCCUACCCCACCCCCAAAGCACCCACCCAAAUGUUGUUAAACUCCUGAGUUAAAAAAUCAACAAUUUAAUGUCUUAAGAUCUUGCCUUAAUAAACUGUUAAUUUAUUUUAUUGACCUGAUCUCUCUAUGUUGCUGAGGCAACCACUUUUGGAAUUGAGUCUUAUGAGAGCUGGGAUGCAAGUCCUCAGCGUGUAUUUAGUGAGGUAUUUCAGUAACCUGAGUUUUUUACUUUUAAUUUUAUGUUCAACAAAAAAAAGUUGAUUUGUAAACUUUUUGUAAAAAAAAUUUAGUUGUCAUAUGAUUAACCAUUGUUUCUGAUUUAAUGUUAGCUCAAACAAGUAAGUUAGGCCAAAGUUAAAGUGUGUGUAUAGCUCUUUCAAAUGUACUGGUUGAGUGAUGUGUUGUUUCCUUUUCCUGGGAGAAUCUUAGAAAUGUUCUACUGUGACACACUGCUAAAGACAACAGUGAGCCUUUAACCAUCUUGAAUGUCAACAAAAAAAACCCACAUUUUUAUUUUACAGUUUUGUAAAGGGAAAAGGUGUACAUUUUCCAUCCCAUACUUUAUUUUUCUAAUUCCUACAUCUUGUCAACAAAAAAAAGUGGAAAUAAAAAUUGUGCACUACUCGAAACCAAAUGAAAACCAUGACACUUGUAGCUCGCCUCUAUUGGUAGAGAGGUUUCCAGUGAAAUUGCUCUAACCUUGUGGUGUUGUGGGCAGAGGCUGUACUCUCUGUAGAGCAGGGAGGACUGAUCUCUGGAAACCAAUGAGGCUCUCCUGUGACCACAUACAGGAUGUCCCUGCUGCUCUAAUGCAACAUGGAGCAAAAAAAAGGGCCACUCCAGUUCCCUCCCAUACAUUGCUGGCCCAAAACAUGUGAAUCCCUCCCUUUGGUCACCACCCCUACCCAACCUGAUCCAUUUCCUAGAGAAAGAUUCCUCAGGGAUUCUCUCUGCUCCCAAUAGUAAAUCAAGCCAAACACCAGAAUAAUGAACUUUACAUCCCACACGUUACCUGCUUGACCCGUUACCUUUCGUGAUGGGGCAUUUCCAUCUGGUACCAACUGGUUACGAGGCAUCCCGUUCCACAAGCUGGAUUUCUUUAAUUUCUUUCUCUGUCAAUAUUCUCCUUGUCUCGUCUACUGAAAACAUUAUUUGACCCCAUUUACCUUCUGUUGGGUUUUAUGGGUGCUCAUUGCCUUCUGGUACCUCAGUCAGGUUUCGGCAGACGAGUCAAGGGAAUAUUGACAGAGAGAAAAAUAAGCUCAUCAGCUCAUUCUGUGAGUCAGGACAGUGAGCAUCAAUUUCACUGUGGUUUGGGCAUCAUAGUUAAGUAGGGUCCUUUUGUGCAUAGAGACACAAAAUACCGCCUUCUAUCAAAGGAUCUUUGGAUAGCGGUCAAGAGCAGAAACCUUGAGCUGAUCUCUUUCUUCCCUCCCACCAGCUCAGGAGAUAAUAACAGCACCUCAAAUAGCUGGCCCGGCUGGUUAGCUGAAGACUAGCUAACUCCUGUAAGGGUUAAAGAUGCACAAGUUAUCCCUAGACCAUUGGAGAGACCUCAGAACCAGAUCCAUUGUUUUUAUUCAGUUCAAUUCUUCCCCUUAUUGAGUUGAUCAUUGGUGAUUAAUACUAAUUACAUUUCACCUGAGCGAAAGAUCCAGGCUACCAAACCAUUUUAUUAAAACAGACAGGCAUAUUCCAACACUUAGCUUCUAGGUGGGGCUGUACAUCAGAUCACUGCCUUUAACCUCUGAGACCUGCCUAACAAUCUAGCCCAUACUUUUCAUGCAAGUGUCUCCUUUCUGCUGGCUGUCUUGAUAUUAUGAACUUAAUUUGUUAUUCAUUUGCCUGCAAAAUACAUAGUGACGACACUUUAAAGUAUAUC